This is a messenger RNA of Balaenoptera musculus (blue whale), 1229 nucleotides long. It is a transcript of the gene CFAP410, whose product is annotated as cilia and flagella associated protein 410. The transcript is spliced from 7 exons. Gene Ontology annotation, molecular function: protein binding. Bases 113 to 883 code for a protein of 256 amino acids. Lineage: Eukaryota; Metazoa; Chordata; Mammalia; Artiodactyla; Balaenopteridae. Gene Ontology annotation, biological process: cytoskeleton organization. The record is from RefSeq and is a predicted model, not a curated record.
GACGACGCGGGCCCCGCCCCUUGGAGAAACGCCGCGGCCUGGUGGAUGGCCUCCGUGGAAGCUGGGGGUUUGAGAGCUGGGCCGGGGUGAGGGCUCCGGGCGGCCCACCGUCAUGAAGCUGACGCGGAAGAUGGUCCUGUCCCGGGCCAAGGCCUCAGAGCUGCACAGCGUGCGGAAGCUCAACUGCUGGGGCAGCCGCCUCACUGAUAUCUCCAUCUGCCGGGAAAUGCCCAGCCUGGAAGUGAUCACCCUCAGCGUCAACAGCAUCUCCACCCUGGAGCCCGUGAGCCGCUGCCGGCAGCUGAGCGAGCUCUACCUGCGCAAGAACUGCAUCCCCAGUCUGGCGGAGCUCUUCUACCUGAAGGGCCUCCCGUGCCUGCGCGUGCUGUGGCUGGCGGAGAACCCCUGCUGCGGCGCCUGCCCUCACCUCUACCGCAUGACCGUCCUGCGCAACCUGCCUCACCUGCAGAAGCUGGACAACCAGGCUGUGACGGAGGAGGAGGUGUCCCGAGCACUGGUGGAGGGAGAGGAGGUCACGGCCCCCAGCAGAGAGGACUCAGGCAGUGGCCCGCCUGAGCUGUCCUACAUCCCGAGCACCGUGGAUGCCGCCACCGAGAUGCCACGGGACCCGCUGAGCCUCGGCGAGGAGGAGACCAGCAGCAUCCAGGGGCAGCUCGGCCUGAAGCGCCCUUCCCGGGACCAGUUUCCUUCCUUCCCGCAGAGGGCGGCCACAAGCAGUCGCAAGAACAGGAACAACAUCCUGACCGCCGUCCUCCUGCUGCUGCGGGAACUAGACAGUGAGGGUCUGGAGGCCGUCCACCAGCGCGUGGUCAGCCGGCUCCAGGCCCUGCAGAAGCAGGAGCUGCAGGGGGCCAUGGAGUGACUGUCAGCGGGGACCCUGAGCUGAAGCCCGGCGUCUUCCCGAACACCUGGGAGAGCGGGGGGGGGGGGGGGCACAGCUGCGGCCUCUGCUCGACCCCAGGCUGAGCCUCGGCACACAGGGCUGCGGCCUCAGGAAGCCUCGCCCACCCAGGAAAGCCGAGCUUUCGCUGUGGAUGGGCACCACGCCAGGGCAGGAGGGGCUGGCUGGGCAGACCUGCCCCUGUGCCCUCUGCCGUGAGGGGCCGUAGCCAGAUGCCCUCCUAUAUGGCAGGGCCACCUCGACUUGCCUCUUCUUGAAGGUGGGCUUUGCAGCCGUCCUCCCUAAUAAAUAUUUUUCCAAAGUCUGA